Haliotis rufescens (red abalone) is the source of this 2122-nucleotide messenger RNA. RefSeq lists its product as uncharacterized. The record is from RefSeq and is a predicted model, not a curated record. NCBI's taxonomy places the organism in Eukaryota, Metazoa, Mollusca, Gastropoda, Lepetellida, Haliotidae. The transcript has 3 exons. The coding region runs from base 223 to 984 and encodes 253 amino acids.
CUUCCGACCUUCCCGACAAGCAACCGGGGGGUUCCACGAUCACGUGCAGUACAUACUGUAAGUAGGUGUGACAGUUGAUGGCUGGGGUGUGUAGGCCUCGUACUUUCGCACGGAGCACAGGCAGGAGAACGACAGCAAGGCAGGAACAUCGGCACGCCCCGUGGAGAUUAAGUGGAAGAAUAGAUCCCCAGCACCGCAUGCUUUGACAGUGCAGCCGUUGAGAUGACGGAGUCACGGGUGGAGGACGAAGCGGCGGUGAAGAUGCGCAGAAUGGACCUCAACUACAUGCAUCGGCCGCCCAGGAUCGUCCCGAACUACGGCAAGAAGAGCCUGAGCGUGCUGCCCAAGUCCAGCGUGUCUCGCGUGCUGCUGUAUGACAACGUGACUCAGCAACAGAUGCUGGAUGUCAAGCUGUCUCACAUCAAAACCGAGCAACAGAAGACAACUCGUCUGCUCGAUCUACACCGGAAGUCAUUUCUCAUAAGACGGUUAAUGAAGCAACAACAUGCGCAGGACCACAAGACGACGACUCCUGGUGUUCUUGACUAUCUGUUACCAAUCUUAUUAGCAGGGGAAGACAAUCCUGGCAGGGACAGUAGCUCACCUAGACACCCUAAGUUUGUCCACAGCAGUGCUGGAGAAUACACGUAUCGAGACGAGGAUCUGAAGCUUCCUGACAUUGCGGUCAGAAGGAGUGGUAGGGUGACAUUCAAGGGGAGCAAUGGCGGCGUCACCCGCAUCAUGCACACGAUGAACACGGGGGGUGAACAGAGUAACAGUGGUCAGAUGUGGGCUAAGCGAAGGACAGUUCUAGACAAGCGCUUCCAGGGCCUUGAGAGUCUCCUUGUCCGACUGGAUGAUCCUGGCAACGGUUAUAUCGAGCUGAGCCCAAGUUAUCACAGGGAGACAAGUCAGGCUCCUCCCAGCCUGUCAGCCCUGAGAACCACCGUGCAGACAGGCAGUGCACACACAGCCGAGGGCUGAUGCGCGGCAACAGCGACAGUGUCCCGGUGACAUCUCGGUGAUAUCGGACGUUAAAACGUGUGUCUGUGAUAGAAGCCAUCCUUCAUGUCUUAAAUCUAUGGCAUAGACUUUAUAAAGUAAUGUUUACGUUAUAAUACAUUAACUUACAACGACAGAAUGGUGGCGGAGACGACGGUCCAGGUGAAAUGCACACCGUGACACCACCCUGCCCUGUGUCGUGGACACGGUGACAGGGAACCUUCCAUCUGUCAGUAUAUCUGAGUCAGCUUCUGAAGCAGUAGUUUCUAAUGUAUAUAGAUCGGCACACCGUGACAUUAAUAGACAUAACUCUGUCGUGCACGUGAAAUGAGGAACAUAUUUCCAUGGAUAUACAGUUCCGACGUAUAUAUCCAACACCGCGAACUGAUCUGCACUACCUAAUAUCUGUAUACUCUUAGUCUGCGAUGUACAAAUACACGUAAUAAUAGGCUGUAUGAAGCGGUAGUAAAAUGUUUCAAGUGACGUUGGUUGGAAACACAGGCAAAUAUUUCCGUCCAACAGGUGGUCACUAUUUUGGUCAGGUGGAGUAAAUGUAUGUACAGAUAAAGUACAGUAAAUUAUACAGUUUAUAGAGCCGCGAAACUCGAGCUUCGUGAAACCUGUACAUUUCAGCAUGAUAGGCCUUACACAACAAACACUGCACGAGCUGUACAAUCUGUAUGAAGUCGUGCAGUCUGUUUCGAAUGUAAAUAGUGGAGUUUGUGCGAUCUGCAGCGUACAGGUAGUGGAACUCGAGUAUUUGCCUGUGCUCUGAGAUAGAUAAAGAAUGUGUGCCAGUACUUUAAACUUACUGUCGAGAGAACAAAGAACCUCGCCCUUUGUUCUCGCGACAAUACGUUCAUAUCUCGAUAAAGUGCUGGUACUCGAUCCUCUAUCUACGUACACUAAAUAGCAGACCAGAUAAUGGUGUGUGUAUUGGUGUUUGAAAGGGCGAAACAUUCAACAGCUAAUGCUUCUAAAAAACAACCUGAUGACUGCAACAGAUAACAACGUUUAACACAUAACCGAACCUCUUCCGGUGCCUAUUAUACAUCUACAUUAUGUCUACGUUAUUAUUAUUCUCCUCAAUAAUUGAACUUAUAAAAUUCCAUUGUAGCCA